AUGGAUUCUAUUCAAAUGAGCAUAGAUGAAAAGUUUAUACCGGAUGGCACUGCCAGUUCCUUACCAGAUACAACUGUUGACACGGAUACUGAAGCUAUGGGAUGUGACGAUUCGCUGUCCGAAUAUAUGGUUAAAACCACUGCAUCCUCUGGCACCUCCGCUUUCUCCGCCGCGCAGCUGGCUAAGUUCAGAGCUGCUCGAAAUGAGGAGCUGUUUCCUGAUGAGGUUGAAACCCCACCAUUUUUACCAGCUCGCGAACGGUUCUCAAAAUAUCGAAGUCUGCCUAAAUUCCAUGGAAGUGUCUGGCCUGUGGAAAAAGACACGCUUCCUCUACAUUACGAAAACAUCGCAUGCUUUCGGAAUUACCACCGCAAUCGACGUUCCAUUGCCCGAUAUCUGCAGAAGCGUAUUGCGACCGUCGAAAAAGAUCAGUCCUCCACUCUGAAAUACGUCCCAGUUGGCGUAUUUGUUCAAUUGUGCAUCGGCCCAAUGAACAAAGAAACAAUUGAGGCCAUCCUGGAUCGACAUUCCUCUGAGACAAUCGAUUCAUCAAAAGAAUCUCUGGCCCCUCACCCUCUUGUUGUCUGGUCUUUGUUACCCCAUGAGACACGUAUUUCUGUGUGUCAUUACACAAUGCGCCGAGUCAAUCGCGCGAUGGAAGCUCUCUCGGAUGUGGUCGCCUUAGCGAAUGCGGCAAAUAAAGCAAGCGAAAAUGCCACCUUGGCUUCUGCGGAGAACGCUGCGCUGGAAUUUGGCGAGGAGGCUUCCACACGUGUGGAAAUGGAGAGCGAGACUGUGCAGGAUUCAUUUACGCAGUAUAAAAAUGCGAGUCUGCGGAAGUCUAGGCUUGCUUCAGAUGACCCAACUCUGCCUCCGGAAGCUGAACCGAUCAAGUCAAAAGAGCUAAUGCUAUUCCAGGUGAGUUUGAUUCCUAUUUUGAUGAUGCUACCAACCUCAUGUUGGAGAACCUAUGAAGGUUGUCUUUAUAAUUUUUAG
This is a messenger RNA of Dicrocoelium dendriticum, 996 nucleotides long. The record is from the annotation of a GenBank genome assembly. NCBI's taxonomy places the organism in Eukaryota, Metazoa, Platyhelminthes, Trematoda, Plagiorchiida, Dicrocoeliidae.